This is a messenger RNA of Manihot esculenta (cassava), 936 nucleotides long. Its product is annotated as ABC transporter G family member 5. Gene Ontology annotation, molecular function: SNARE binding. Bases 48 to 542 code for a protein of 164 amino acids. Gene Ontology annotation, cellular component: BORC complex; BLOC-1 complex; synaptic vesicle. The record is from RefSeq and is a predicted model, not a curated record. The transcript has 3 exons. NCBI's taxonomy places the organism in Eukaryota, Viridiplantae, Streptophyta, Magnoliopsida, Malpighiales, Euphorbiaceae. Gene Ontology annotation, biological process: lysosome organization; intracellular protein transport; lysosome localization.
AUUCUUCUUCUUCUUCCUCGCAUGCUUCAUAACUCAUCAUUGAGAAAAUGGAAUCCCCAAAAGACCGCAGCAAGUGCAAUCCCAGCGAGGAAAGUAGUAUUGCUGUUUCUUUUCAAUUAGACCCUUUGGUUUCCUCUAAUGGAAAUAACAAUCCAAGUGAAAACAACCCUCAAGAACAGCAACGUAAGCCCAACACUAACAACGAAAACAACAAGAGCAGCAAAGCGUUGGCCAAGGGUUCAUCUCUGAUGCUUGCUAGUAUUAUCAAGGACUUCGAUUCUAAAGCUCAGGAUACUCUCAAAAGUCAGGACCACCUCAAUUGCAUCAUAGAUCGUCAUACCCGAGAGCUCGAUCAAUUGUUAGAAGAUGCGCUCUUGCCGUUCGUUAUGCAACAUGCUGCAAAGAUUUCAGGAGUUAGAAUGAGAGUUUCGUCAUUGAACUCUCUCUUAAAAUCUAUACAACGCCGUAUCGAUAAUAUUGAUCUGAUUCUAUCUGUGAGCUCCCCACAAGACAAACAAUCACACGGUCAAUGUGUUCACUAACUUCUACCUCUUGCUUCUUCCAGCUGCAAAAUAGCUAAUUUGCCAUGGCGAUGACAAGAGGGGAGUGGCCUUAAAGAAGGGCAAGUUCAGGGCAAAUGCUCAACGAAAGUUUACUCAUUAUUCACCUUCUAUUUGUUAUGUUAUCCUAUCGUUGUGGUCUUUGAAAGAUACUCUACUUCUAAAGGAUAGUGAUUACUAUCAAACUAGACAUCCCAUUGAAAAUAUUGCUAAACCUACAUUGUCUUUAACUCUUUCACAAACUGUUACUGUGAGCUUCUUCUAUUGCUUCAUGUGCUUCCUCAUUGAUUAUGGUUGAUAUUAUCUCGUUAACAGCUCUGCUGAAACUUCAUUGGUUUUGCAAGUUUGAAGUAAAUUUUGAUUUUCUUUCUCUUAU